Messenger RNA from Manis javanica (Malayan pangolin), 3251 nucleotides. RefSeq names its product EPH receptor A1 (gene EPHA1). NCBI's taxonomy places the organism in Eukaryota, Metazoa, Chordata, Mammalia, Pholidota, Manidae. The record is from RefSeq and is a predicted model, not a curated record. Gene Ontology annotation, molecular function: ATP binding; transmembrane-ephrin receptor activity; protein binding. Gene Ontology annotation, biological process: protein phosphorylation; ephrin receptor signaling pathway; axon guidance. Gene Ontology annotation, cellular component: dendrite; plasma membrane.
CCCAGCGACCUGGCCCCUCCGAGCGGGCCGCGGUUGCAGGUCCCGGCCCGGCGCCAUGGAGCGGCGCUGGCCCCUGGGGCUCGCGCUCCUGCUGCUGCUGUGCGCGCCGCUGACCCCGGGGGCGCGCGCCAAGGAAGUCACUCUGAUGGACACGAGUACAGCACAGGAAGAGCUGGGCUGGCUGCUGGAUCCCCCAGAGGACGGGUGGAGUGAGGUGCAGCAGAUUCUGAAUGGGACGCCGCUGUACAUGUACCAGGACUGCCCAUUGCAGGAAGGUGGAGACACUGACCACUGGCUUCGCUCCAACUGGAUCUACCGCGGGGAGGAGGCGUCCCGGGUCCACGUGGAGCUGCAGUUCACUGUGCGCGACUGCAAGAGUUUCCCUGGGGGCGCCAGGCCGCCGGGCUGCAAGGAGACCUUCAACCUCCUGUACAUGGAGAGUGACCAGGACGUGGGCAUUCAGCUCCGACGGCCCUUGUUCCAGAAGGUAACCACAGUGGCUGCAGACCAGAGCUUUACCAUUCGAGACCUGGCAUCUGGAGCUGUGAAACUGAAUGUGGAGCGCUGCUCCUUGGGCCGCCUGACCCACCGCGGCCUCUACCUCGCUUUCCACAACCCGGGUGCCUGUGUAGCCCUGGUGUCUGUACGGGUGUUCUACCAGCGCUGUCCUGAGGUUGUGCACAGCUUGGCCCGAUUCCCUGACACUCUCCCUGGACCUGGCGGGUUGGAAGAAGUGGCAGGAACCUGCUUGCCUCAUGCCCAAGCCAGCACCAGCCCCUCAGGUGCACCCCGUAUGCACUGCAGCCCCGAUGGUGAAUGGUUGGUGCCAGUGGGGCAGUGCCACUGUGAACCUGGCUACGAGGAAGGCAGCAGCAGUGGAGGAUGCCUUGCCUGUACUAGCGGCUCCUACAGGGCAGACAUGGAUACACCCCAUUGCCUCAAGUGCCCCCAACACAGUGCAGCUGAGGCUGAGGGGGCCACCAUCUGCAUGUGUGAGAGUGGCCAUCACCGAGCCCCUGGGGAGGGCCCCCAGGCUGCAUGCACACGUCCUCCCUCCAUCCCCCGAAACUUGAGCUUCUCUGUUUCGGGGACUCAGCUCUCCCUGCGCUGGGAACCCCCAGCAGAUAUGGGGGGGCGCCAGGAUGUGAGGUACAGUGUGAGGUGUUCCCAGUGUCGGGGAGCAGUGCUGGAUGGGGACCCCUGCCAGCCCUGUGGGGGAAGUGUGCGCUUCUCCCCAGGGGCCAGUGGGCUCACCACGCGUGCUGUGCGAGUCGAUGGCCUUGAACCCUAUGCCAACUAUACCUUCAACGUUGAAGCCCAAAAUGGAGUGUCGGGGCUGGGCACCUCCAAGCACGCCAGCGCCUCGCUCAGCAUCAGCAUGGGGCACGCAGAGUCACUGUCAGGCCUGACUCUGAGGCUGGUGAAAAAGGAGCCCCGGCAGCUGGAGCUGACCUGGGCAGGGGCCCGGCUCCGCAGCCCCGGGGGAAACCUGACCUACGAGCUGCACGUGUUGAACCAGGAUGAAGAACGGUACCAGAUGGUUCUAGAACCCAGGGUCUUGCUGACCGAACUGCAGCCAGACACCACAUACAUCGUCAGAGUCCGAAUGUUGACCCCACUGGGUCCUGGCCCUUUCUCCCCUGACCAUGAGUUUCGGACCAGCCCACCAGCCUCCGUCAUCUCUGUGGACUCUGAACCCCCCAGACUUCUUCAUCCCUGUGCAACAGUUUCCAGGGGCCUGACUGGAGGAGAGAUCGUGGCCAUCAUCUUCGGGUUGCUGCUGGGUGUAGCUCUGCUGCUCGGGAUCCUUGUGUUCCGUUCCAGGAAAGCUCAGCGGCAACGGCAACAGAGGCCACGUGAUCGUGUCGCUGACGUGGACCGAGAGGACAAGCUAUGGUUGAAGCCUUAUGUGGACCUCCAAGCAUACGAGGACCCUGCCCAGGGAGCCCUGGACUUCACCCAGGAGCUUGACCCAGCCUGGCUGAUUGUGGACACUGUCAUAGGGGAAGGAGAGUUUGGGGAAGUGUAUCGAGGGACCCUUAGAAUCCCCAGCCAAAACUGCAAGACUGUGGCCAUUAAGACUUUGAAAGACACAUCUCCAGAUGGCCAGUGGUGGAACUUCCUCCGUGAGGCAACCAUCCUGGGCCAGUUCAAUCACCCACACAUUCUGCACCUGGAAGGUGUCAUCACAAAGAGAAAACCCAUCAUGAUCAUCACAGAGUUUAUGGAGAAUGGAGCCCUGGACGCCUUCCUGAGGGAGCGGGAGGACCAGCUGGCCCCUGGGCAACUGGUGGCCAUGCUGCAGGGCAUUGCAUCUGGUAUGAACUACCUCAGUGACCACAAUUAUGUCCACCGGGACCUGGCCGCCAGGAACAUCUUAGUAGGUCAGAACCUGUGCUGCAAGGUGUCUGACUUUGGCCUGACCCGCCUCCUGGACAACUUUGAUGGCACCUAUGAAACCCAGGGAGGAAAGAUCCCCAUCCGUUGGACAGCCCCUGAAGCCAUCGCCCAUCGGAUCUUCACCACGGCCAGUGAUGUGUGGAGCUUUGGGAUUGUGAUGUGGGAGGUGCUGAGCUUUGGGGACAAGCCCUACGGGGAGAUGAGCAAUCAGGAGGUAAUGAAAAGCAUUGAGGAGGGGUACCGGCUGCCCCCUCCCCUGGACUGCCCUGCCGCGCUCUAUGAACUCAUGAAGAACUGCUGGGCCUACGAUCAUGCCCGCCGGCCCCACUUCCACCAUCUGAAAGCACAUCUGGAGCAGUUGCUUGCCAACCCCCACUCUCUGCGGACCAUUGCCAACUUUGAUCCCAGGGUGACCCUCCGGCUUCCCAGCUUGAGUGGCUCAGAUGGGAUUCCUUAUCGAAGUGUCCCUGAGUGGCUGGAGUCUAUACGAAUGAAACGCUACAUCCUGCACUUCCAUUCGGCUGGGUUGGACACCAUGGAGUGUGUGCUGGAGCUGACGGCCGAGGACCUGGCACAGAUGGGGAUCACACUGCCGGGACACCAGAAGCGCAUUCUUUGCAGUAUUCAGGGUUUCAAGGACUGAGGCCUCCUCUCACCCCACCCUAUCCUCGGGGAGCAAGGAUGGGGCCAAGGCCACUCAUUAUGCCCCGGCCCUGCCCUCCCCUUCCCCCAGAUGGAGGCCUUUGGUGCUGCUUCACCCAGCCUUCCCUGAGAGAGGUGCCUUUCAGCCUGGAGCCUAUUUUAAAAAGGGAGGUGGGGGUAGAAGUAAAAAAGGUAAUUGGGGGAGGGAG